AUGUCCGACCCGAUGAAGGGGCCGUGCUUCAACAUGCGGGGCACGGUCAUCAACGGAUUCAGGCAAUUCAUCUGCUAUGCUGACGACAUAGGCAUUGUCGACAGAACGUUCGAGGAGGCGGCUAGGAAGUACACCGAAUUGAAGCGGGAAACGGCAAAGGUUGGAUUGAGGGUGAAUGUGGCGAAGACGGCGUAUCUGCUGGCAGGAGAAACCGAGUCUCUUAGCAUAGGACCGAGCGUGACGAUCGACGGGGACGAGUUCGAGAUCGUGGAAGAGUUUGUGUACCUCGGAUCGUUGGUGACGUCGGACAACAACCGCAGCAGAGGAAUUUGGAGGCGCAGCAUCACCGGUAGUCGUGUCUACUAUGGACUCCACAAGACCUUAAGGUCUGGUACCCUUUUCCGGCGUACAAAGUGUACCUUGUACGAAACGUUGAUAAGACCGGUCGUUCUCUACGGGCACGAGACGUGGAUGAUGCUCGAAGAGGAGCUGCAAGCGCUUGAAACAAUCAAUCCGGUAAAGUUGGUGUUUACUUCGGAGCCGGUUGGAACGCGGCGGAGGGGCGCAACGCGCAAGUGGUUGAACCAAGUGGAGAAAUGUCUGGAAAGUGUGGGGAAUUGGAGAGAUGCAGCCCAGAUCCGAGUUAGAUGGCAACGAAUCUGGAGACAGCUCAUGACCCGGAAGGACGACUGGUAG
This is a messenger RNA of Culex pipiens pallens (northern house mosquito), 696 nucleotides long. RefSeq lists its product as uncharacterized. The record is from RefSeq and is a predicted model, not a curated record. The transcript is spliced from 2 exons. Lineage: Eukaryota; Metazoa; Arthropoda; Insecta; Diptera; Culicidae. The coding region runs from base 1 to 696 and encodes 231 amino acids.